GACAGGCCCCUAUAGAGAGAAGCUUUAGCCUAGACAAAAGGGAGAGUGGUUAGCUAGCAAAAUAAAAGGGAGAGGAAAUUUUGGGUGAAGGUCCUAAGCCAUGGGAAGACCUCCUUGCUGUGACAAAGUUGGGAUCAAGAAAGGUCCAUGGACACCUGAGGAGGACAUCAUCCUAGUCUCUUAUAUUCAAGAACAUGGUCCAGGAAAUUGGAGAUCAGUUCCUACCAACACUGGGUUGUUAAGGUGCAGCAAAAGUUGCAGGCUUAGAUGGACUAAUUACCUCAGACCAGGAAUUAAGCGAGGCAACUUUACACCACAUGAAGAAGGGAUGAUAAUUCACUUGCAAGCUUUAUUGGGUAACAAAUGGGCAGCCAUAGCUUCAUAUCUUCCCCAGAGAACAGAUAAUGAUAUAAAGAACUACUGGAACACUCACCUGAAGAAGAAACUAAAGAAGUUCCAAUCAGCUUUGGAUCCUAUGGCACAAGGCUCAGCAAGUGGUCAGUUUAUGUCGAAAAGUUUCAAUGAGAGAAAGUGCUUGGAAGAUUUCACCACCGAUUCCUCAGUCCUCAACAGGCCUAAUCAGGUCUCCACAUAUGCAUCAAGUACCGAAAACAUUUCGCGCCUUCUUGAAGGUUGGAUGAGAUCAUCUCCAAAGCCAAACGGCACCGAUCUUCUCAAAGAAAAUUGGGAGAAAAACAAAAACAGCCUGGAAAACAAUGAUCAUAGCUUUGGCAAUUCAGUGGCUACAAAUUCUCUUCAAUCUUAUAGGCCAAAACCCGAGGAAGAAAGUGGUGAUCUAAUCUCUCAUGAAGAGUUUGAGUCCAUUUUAUCACUUGAGAACUUGAAUAAUGUUGCAUGGGACAAAUCCUCUUGUGAUUCUGCUACUGCUGUUACUAGUACAAAGGAUUUCAAGAGCUCUACAAGUGAUGAGAAGGACAAUAUUACAAUGACUGAGAGGAAGCAGAAUUCUGAUGAAAGCACCCCCCCCUUGUCAUUUCUUGAGAAAUGGCUCUUGGAUGAAAACGGUACUGUUCAAGUGGAAGAAAUCAUGGAACUGUCUCCAAUAUUCUGAGCACGUUAUUGUUCCUUCCCUCCCAUUCUCGAACCUUCUUAUUUUUUUUCCCCUUUUCUUUUGUUUUAUUUUAGUUUCAGCUAAACCAGUGGAGGAAAAAUCAAAGAAAAAAAAUAGCAGUGUGAUCUCUCAGGGUUUAAUCUUUUAUCAGCUGGGAUUCUGAGAAGUUAGGAUCUCUGUGCAAAUUGUAAUUAAUCUUAUUAUAUAUAUUAAUGAAUUAAAUGUCAUGAAAUAACCUUAUUAAGCAUUUCA
Messenger RNA from Populus euphratica (Euphrates poplar), 1324 nucleotides. It is a transcript of the gene MYB60, whose product is annotated as myb domain protein 60. The coding region runs from base 101 to 1072 and encodes 323 amino acids. The transcript has 3 exons. Gene Ontology annotation, biological process: response to auxin. NCBI's taxonomy places the organism in Eukaryota, Viridiplantae, Streptophyta, Magnoliopsida, Malpighiales, Salicaceae. The record is from RefSeq and is a predicted model, not a curated record.